ACAGCUGUCACCCACCAAAAACUGGGGUCACAGGGGGUCCACCUGGCAGUGGCUGGAGGCUUGCAAGGGCACACAGCUGCUGCUGCAGAUGUACUGUUCCCCUUCUGCCUGGGAACCCUGUCCUGGCUAGGGUCACCUCCUCCACAACUUGGACUGGAGCAGAAGGACAAAGAAUGGAUCUGAGGACAAGCUGGCCCAGGACCAGAACUACCAUCAUCAAAGAGGGGAUGCUGACCAAACAGAACAAUUCAUUCCAGCGAUCAAAAAGGAGAUACUUUAAGCUUCGAGGGCGAACGCUUUACUAUGCCAAAACGGCGAAGUCAAUCAUAUUUGAUGAGGUGGAUCUGUCAGAUGCCAGCGUGGCUGAAUCCAGUACCAAAAACGUCAACAACAGUUUUACGGUCAUAACUCCAUGCAGGAAGCUCAUCUUGUGUGCUGAUAACAGAAAAGAAAUGGAAGAUUGGAUUGCAGCGUUAAAGACUGUGCAGAACAGGGAGCACUUUGAGCCCACCCAGUACAGCAUGGACCACUUCUCAGGGAUGCACAAUUGGUACGCCUGUUCCCAUGCGAGGCCGACCUACUGCAAUGUGUGCCGUGAGGCUCUGUCUGGGGUCACGUCGCACGGGCUGUCCUGUGAGGUGUGCAAAUUUAAGGCCCACAAGCGCUGUGCUGUGCGUGCAACCAAUAACUGUAAGUGGACCACGCUGGCCUCGAUCGGGAAGGACAUCAUUGAAGAUGCAGAUGGGAUCGCAAUGCCCCACCAGUGGUUGGAAGGAAACCUACCUGUGAGCGCCAAGUGCACUGUGUGCGACAAGACCUGUGGCAGCGUGCUGCGCCUGCAGGACUGGCGCUGCCUCUGGUGCAAGGCCAUGGUUCACACAUCGUGUAAAGAAUCCUUGCUGACCAAGUGCCCCCUUGGCCUAUGCAAAGUGUCAGUCAUCCCACCCACGGCUCUCAACAGCAUCGACUCUGAUGGGUUCUGGAAGGCCAGCUGUCCUCCGUCUUGCACAAGCCCACUGUUGGUCUUCGUCAAUUCAAAAAGUGGGGACAACCAGGGUGUGAAGUUCCUCAGAAGAUUCAAACAGCUGCUAAAUCCCGCCCAGGUCUUCGACCUCAUGAACGGAGGCCCACACCUCGGCUUACGGUUAUUCCAGAAGUUUGACACGUUCCGGAUUCUGGUUUGUGGUGGGGAUGGAAGUGUUGGCUGGGUCCUCUCUGAAAUCGACAGCCUCAACCUUCAUAAACAGUGUCAGCUGGGCGUGCUUCCGCUGGGCACAGGGAAUGACUUGGCCCGAGUGCUGGGCUGGGGCUCAGCCUGCGAUGAUGACACCCAGCUCCCCCAGAUCUUGGAGAAGUUGGAGAGAGCCAGCACCAAGAUGCUGGACAGGUGGAGCGUCAUGGCGUACGAGGCCAAGCUCCCGCGACAGGCCUCCUCCUCCACCGUCACCGAAGACUUCAGCGAGGAUUCCGAGGUACAGCAGAUUCUCUUCUAUGAAGACUCGGUUGCAGCCCACCUUUCUAAAAUCCUUACCUCGGACCAGCACUCGGUGGUCAUCUCCUCGGCCAAAGUGCUCUGUGAGACGGUGAAGGACUUCGUGGCCCGGGUGGGGAAGGCCUAUGAGAAGACGACCGAGAGCUCGGAGGAGUCAGAGGUCAUGGCCAAGAAGUGCUCUGUCCUGAAGGAGAAGCUGGAUUCCCUUCUCAAGACCUUGGACGAUGAGUCCCAGGCCUCGUCCUCUCUGCCCAACCCACCCCCCACCAUUGCCGAGGAGGCUGAAGAUGGAGAUGGGUCGGGCAGCAUCUGUGGCUCCACCGGGGACCGCUUGCUGGCAUCAGCGUGCCCGGCCCGGCCGCAGAUAUUCCGGCCUCGAGAACAGCUCAUGCUGAGAGCCAACAGCCUGAAGAAAGCGAUUCGUCAGAUCAUAGAACACACGGAAAAAGCUGUCGAUGAGCAGAAUGCCCAGACCCAGGAGCAGGAGGGCUUCGUCCUGGGCCUCUCUGAGUCAGAGGAGAAGAUGGACCACAGAGUGUGCCCACCACUGUCCCACAGCGAGAGCUUCGGGGUCCCCAAGGGGAGGAGCCAGCGCAAAGUGUUGAAAUCUCCGUGUGAAAAGCUGAUCAGUAAAGGAAGUCUGUCCCUGGGCAGUUCUGCUUCCCUUCCGCCCCAGCCGGGCAGCCGGGACGGCCUGCCUGCACUCAACACCAAGAUCCUGUACCCAAGUGUCCGGGCUGGAAUGUCUGGUUCCUUACCCGGUGGCUCAGUCAUCAGUCGCCUGUUAAUUAAUGCUGAUCCCUUUAACUCUGAACCAGAAACCCUAGAGUAUUACACGGAGAAGUGUGUCAUGAACAACUAUUUCGGCAUCGGCCUGGAUGCAAAGAUAUCCCUGGACUUUAACAACAAGCGCGAUGAGCACCCAGAGAAGUGCAGGAGCCGAACCAAGAACAUGAUGUGGUAUGGCGUUCUUGGAACCAAAGAGUUGCUGCACAGAACCUACAAGAACCUGGAACAAAAGGUCUUGCUGGAGUGUGACGGGCGACCCAUCCCACUCCCCAGUCUUCAGGGAAUUGCUGUCCUUAACAUUCCCAGCUAUGCCGGAGGAACCAACUUCUGGGGGGGAACCAAGGAAGAUGAUACUUUCACAGCUCCGUCAUUCGAUGACAAGAUUCUGGAGGUGGUCGCCGUGUUCGGCAGCAUGCAGAUGGCCGUCUCUCGAGUCAUCAGGCUGCAGCAUCAUCGGAUCGCCCAGUGUCGCACAGUGAAGAUCUCCAUCCUUGGGGAUGAGGGCGUGCCUGUGCAGGUGGACGGAGAGGCCUGGGUCCAGCCGCCAGGGUACAUUCGGAUUGUCCACAAGAACCGGGCACAGACACUGACCAGAGACAGGGCGUUUGAGAGCACCCUGAAGUCCUGGGAAGACAAGCAGAAGUGCGAACUGCCCCGCCCUCCAUCCUGUUCCCUGCACCCGGAGAUGCUGUCCGAGGAGGAGGCCACCCAGAUGGACCAGUUUGGGCAGGCGGCGGGGGUCCUCAUUCACAGUAUCCGAGAAAUAGCUCAGUCUCACCGGGACAUGGAGCAGGAACUGGCCCACGCCGUCAAUGCCAGCUCCAAGUCGAUGGACCGGGUGUAUGGCAAGCCCAGAACCACAGAGGGGCUGAACUGCAGCUUUGUCCUGGAAAUGGUGAAUAACUUCAAAGCUCUGCGCAGUGAGACGGAGCUGCUGCUGUCCGGGAAGAUGGCGCUGGUAAGCUGGUGCCCCGGGAACAGCAGGGCUUGGGCUGUGUGUGAAAUGACUGCUAUCAUCAGAUUGCUGGGAAUAGAGGGCAGCACACUUUAGUCUAGAGUUCCUGGCCUUAAGGAAGGGGCCUCAGAGGUCAUUUGGUCUGCCAUGUGGCUGGUGCCCACCCCUGCUGGCAACCCUUCAGUCAAGUUGUCUCAAGCAUGCAACAGCGCUUGCAGCAGGAACACCCUUGUCGUAGUGGACACAAGAUGCUUUUCUGUCUCAGAAACCUGUACUGCAGAGUCCUGCUCCUGCCGAGAGCUGGUGACACUCUCAGGCACCUUCCACGCUCAGCCCUGCAAAACCGGCUGAUACGUCAGCCCUGGGGCAGCCACGGGGCUGUUACUGAAUCACAGGGGCUAGAACAAGGAGAGGCCUGAGAGACGA
This is a messenger RNA of Piliocolobus tephrosceles (Ugandan red Colobus), 3662 nucleotides long. It is a transcript of the gene DGKD, whose product is annotated as diacylglycerol kinase delta. The record is from RefSeq and is a predicted model, not a curated record. NCBI's taxonomy places the organism in Eukaryota, Metazoa, Chordata, Mammalia, Primates, Cercopithecidae. Gene Ontology annotation, molecular function: ATP-dependent diacylglycerol kinase activity. The coding region runs from base 174 to 3332 and encodes 1052 amino acids. The transcript is spliced from 26 exons. Gene Ontology annotation, biological process: phospholipase C-activating G protein-coupled receptor signaling pathway. Gene Ontology annotation, cellular component: plasma membrane.